GAUUAAGCCUUAUAAGCGAACCAGGAACUUAGAUAUUUCAUUGAUCAGUUUUCUUUCCUGGUUUUUCCUUUUUUUUUCUUCAAAAAUUGAUCUGCACGCUGCAACCGCUGCAACUUGCAAGCAGCUAUUAAUUAACUGGCAACGUUUAAAAUUUUUUUUAAUGGCGACCGUUCUUGACUGGACUGGAGUCUGGAGUUGAGGAGUUCUGUGGUUGUUCUGUCGUGGACAGACACAUAAGAUAACGUGAGAACUUUACAGACAGGAAUAAAAGAAGUUACAUCACAAGACUUCGACGAGAAGGAUUGAAAUAGUUUUUUCGUUUUGGGUUCUUCAAAUUCCCCUUGAUCUGCUAGAAAACCACUUCUUGACGAAGUACAAUAUUCUCGAUGUGAUCACUACAUACUGAUUGGAACUAUCAAUGUAAAGGCGAAUUCAUACAUCCAGAAAAUGUCCAUGAACCAAAUCAAGAAAGAAGUUCAGGAUGGUGAAGAUGAGAUGGAGGUGUCUUUUCCAAAAAUGAAAAAGGCUUAUGCUGACUUUCUAAUUGACCGGCCUUUCAACCCUAUUAGUCAAACCAUGCAGGAGAAUAAUGAAGACACCUUAACCUUAAUGAACUGUUUGCGUUAUCGUCUCCGCUUAACAUUGGAUUCGAUGAAACCUCACAAACAGAAUGGCGGAAUGGAUACCAAUUUCAGUGACUUAGAAGCUCUCCUAUCUUGUGAUCAGCUUUCUGUGGAGAGUUCUUCUAAAAAGAGCUUGUACGAUACUUUGCUGAAGCUUAUCGACGAAUUUGACGCAGCUGGCGCUGCUGAGAUUUUUCGUCUGUUGCUGGAGAGGAGAACUGCCAUACCUUUGUUCGUGCCCGACUCUAGGAAACAUCAUUUGGAAGUGCUGAGACACAUCACCUUGCCCUGGAUUGAAAACAUCCGUUUAGGUGAAGACUUGUCCUUGAUGCGCGUCGCUGUGAUUUCUUGUCGACCGAAGAACGAGAGUCAAACGUGCAACAUAAUGAAGAAUCUCUUCAACAUCGAAAGCAUUCAUCGUCACGAUUUAUCUACCAGCACGGUGUCCUCAAAUAGCGUGUUGGCGGAAAUCGGUUGCGGCUGCAUGUUGAUGGAAGGAUCUAGCUCUGAAGUUCAUCACGUCUUGGUUACGCACAUCAUUGGUGAUUUCAAACCGUUGUGGCCAUUUAUUCAAGAAUUCGCCGACUUCUUGAUCGUUGAAGCUUCUACCGAAGACAAUGGAAAUUCAUCUCCUUCCAUUCGAGCAGUACAAGACAUUCAGGAAACAUAUGCCAAAAACUUUUAUCUUAAGUUGGAUGCAUUCACAUGCAUUUGGAAACCGUCACUCCGAGAGACGACGCGCCCUCAAAUAAAGGAAGUAAACGGAUUUCAUCGACUCUUUAUAGACGGCCAACUUUCCGACAAAGUUCUCAACAUAUUGCGAUCGAGUGUUAAAAUUACCAUCAAUAAACUAACAGGACAAUGUAACGCAGCCAAAGAACGACUGAUGUUGUGCCAAAUUCCCAUUUUGUUUCGAGAAGAAUACGGCGCUUUGGAAUGCGUGUCCCCGACAGAAAUUAAAUCAAGCAUUACCAAAUCCGUCCAGGACUUGGGGAAAGUGAAGAAAACUGAAUUUCUCUUACAGAAAAAUUACCGGCAACAAGCCAAGCAUGAAGAGGCCAAAUCGGAGCACUGCUUGAACGAAGAAAAGUUACGCGAAGAAGACGACAAGAUCAAAAGUUGUCGUGAAUUGCGCCGAGCUGACGCCUGUCUCGUGCAAAACCACCCGUUGUUAUGAUUCACAUGGAAUGGGUGACGGAAGUUUUACACGAACUUGGGAAGUUGAUCGGAAAAUUGAAACGAGAGCGCAUUUUCGUACUGUCCGUCAUGGGUAUUCAGAGCAGCGGCAAAUCGACAUUGUUAAACACCAUGUUCGGCAUCCAAAUGCGAACCAGCGUUGGAAUGUGCACCCGUGGCGUCAACAUGCAAUUACUGGCCGUCGAGGGUCGUCCUGAAUACGAUUAUAUUUUGUUGCUGGAUACGGAAGGUACUCGAGCGCCUGAAUAUCACGGCCUGCCCGGAAGAGAAAAGCGCGACAAUCAGAUGGCAACUUUGAGUAUUUUAUUGUCGGACGCGACCAUAAUCGUCACUCAGGGGGAGAACGACGACGCCAUCAAAGAAAUUCUGCCAAUUGUUAUGAUGGCCUAUCAAGGAUCAAAGCUGGCCGAGGACAACGGAGGCCGACUCAGCUCUAGAAUGUUUUUUGUUUACAACAGGAUCGAAACUAGGCAGAAACACAAGUUGUACGGUAUCAUCCAAACACUUGGAACUUCACUGAACGAUGCAUUCCACCAAGUUCGGAAAUUAACUGGCGAUCUGUCGCACCUAAAAUCUCAGAGUCCAUUUGGUAAUUUCAAGCUCGACACGUCAAACUCAACUGAUAGCGACGUCUGCAUCCUGAGCAACGUCAAGAAGGAAUCCAAACCUCCUGGCGACGUGCCAGAUGAAGCUUACGGCGAAGGGCUCAUCCAGUUUCGGGAGCAUAUCCAUCGACGAGUGAUUCAUAACGAGGACGGAUCAACUUGGAAAAGCAGAUCCAUCGACGAGUUUUCCAGGUACAUCAAAGAUGUCUGGAGGUGCAUUUGUUCGGCAAAUUUCACCUUCAAUUUUGCCACAGUGACAGAACGCAUCACUUUUGACAUCUUGGAUGUUGCCUACAAGAAGGUUGAACAAAAACUAGCUGAAGUUUACCUUAAAUCCUUCACAAGCAUCAAGAAGAAAAUGAUAGAAGAAAAGGGCAAAACGAUGGGAAAUGGCGGCUUUGGCAACACUGAUCUCUUUCCUAUGUUCGUAGACAAGCUGCGCGAGGAAAUCCUGCCGACUGAACAGAUUUUAGACAAGAGGUGAAAGAUAUCGUGGAGGAAAAAGGUCGCGAAAAAUGGAGUCUGCAGUUUCAAGAAUUAUGGAGAAUGAACAAAAUAGAACAAUCCAGAAACUGGACGUGCAACUUGAAAAGCAGCUACGUUACCUUGUUUAGCUACGAGCAUCACGUGGAAAAUUACAAAAAGAAAAUUCGCCAAGAAAUCAACGAAUUGUUCAAAACGGCAAGUUCAAACGCUUCUCAGUGGACCGACUUGAAGAAGAAUGAAAAGUUUGAAAAGAUUUUCAACGACGUUGUGGACGAGGCUCAGCAGCAGUUCCCUCCAAAAGAUAUUGGAGCUAAAAUCAAAAAAGUCUAUCAAAACAGCAACGUGAUCCGGACAAGAAAAAUUGAAAUAAUGAACAUCGAAAAAGAAAACUUGGGGAUGGCUAAAGAGCAUCCGACAUCGUCCGUUGUCUCAAAUCCGUCCGUGUUGGCAAGUGUGUGGAAUAAAUGUUCGAAGCUGUACUCGAAAGUGAUUGGAAAAGUGACAAACAAAAAUGCCAUCGAUUUGUGUCUCGAAGAUGUUUUCACCACCGUCAACCGGAUCGCUGCUGGCAAGCAAUGCUAUGACGAUACCAUCGUUUCUAGUGUUAUCUGUGAUGUGGAUGAAACCAUUACAUCGUACAAUAUCGCCGACAACUCGGAGGUUCAAAUGAUGCACAGCUACGGUCUUAGGCUGAUUGUCGAUCUGAUGGAAAGCAUUGAAGCAGAGUGGGAGGCUGAAAACUCGGUCUACGCCAAACUCAAGUCCAAUAAAGAUAGCCUGCAUGAGUACUUUGUUAUGGUUUCGCACGGCGUAGAAAAGACGAAGUUGUUCGCCGCCAACAUGACAAACACGUUAAUCCAUAACGUUUAUCUGGCUUUCGAAAAGGAAAUGAUUCAAAGCACGUUGAAAAGAAUUCGUAACGAGCGGUGGCUGUACGACGCCAGAUUCAUGUCCAAAUAUAUGGAUCUCUAUUUAAUCGAACUGCUGGAGGAGGAUAAAAUUUCCAAAGCGCUUGACUACAUCAGGAAACCUAAAGUUUUUUACGAAGACGUGCUUUACCGACUCAUUGCUGAAAAAAUUUCUAACGCCCAAGAAGAAUGGCGAGGUUUCAUCGGCCAUUUAACACAAGCUAUCAGUAAUGCGGCUUUAGCUACGUUGUCAAUUGACCGAGGAAAGGCCCAGAAAUUUAUCGAACAACUCCGAAUCGAAUUUUUGAAAGGCUACCUGCAGAGUGAAUACCUGGCUUCCAAAUUUCUGAUUGAUUACAGUGGUGAGUACGACGACUGUGACAACGAAGAGAAGGAAGAAUUUCAGAAAACUUGCUCGAGCAAAAUGAUUCAAAUGCUUCGAGAUCUUAAACCUCCGAAAAACCAAAAGGAAUUCGCCAAAGAACUCAGCCCAAAAGUAGUUUUACUCAUGAGGACUUCCAACGAUCCUGCAGCUCUUCCACGUUGCGAUGCUUAUUGCCGGAUGUGUAAGAGUUUGUGUAUCCAGUCGGCCAAUCAUGAUACCGAAUUAAGACCUCAUGACGCGAUCCAUCAACCUGGAGGUAUUUCUGGAUAUUGUCGUCGCUACACACUUGAAUUAAUAUCUGAUACGUGCAAUCAAUCAUACGAAAAAGAUUGUGGAUUUUAUCUCGACGGGAAUUAUGAUGUCUCUUACAAAUUCAAAGAAUUUUCCAAAGUUUUUCCUGGGUGGAGGAAUCCUCGGAUCGCCGAAGAAAUGCCCUUGAGGGAAUACAUUUUUGCAAUGUACAAUAAAGAAAUAGCUAAGAUGUACAACGUUUAUCCUUGCACUAAAAUUCCGGAAAAAUACUUUCGAGAUUUGUUCACCAUCAAGAAGCAACUCAAAAGGGAUAUUGGACUUUAGAAUUGCUGUUGGAACGUUGCCCAUCAUCAUCAAGGAUAUUGUGUUUACAGUUUUCCCAUUAAUAAUGUUUUAAAUGUGAAUUUUUGUUAUUGUAGGGAUUGAAGAAAAUCAAUACAAAGUUUCAGCACUUCA
This is a messenger RNA of Daphnia pulex (common water flea), 4912 nucleotides long. RefSeq lists its product as uncharacterized. NCBI's taxonomy places the organism in Eukaryota, Metazoa, Arthropoda, Branchiopoda, Diplostraca, Daphniidae. The record is from RefSeq and is a predicted model, not a curated record. The coding region runs from base 2972 to 4780 and encodes 602 amino acids. The transcript is spliced from 6 exons.